Messenger RNA from Xyrichtys novacula (pearly razorfish), 21992 nucleotides. The record is from the annotation of a GenBank genome assembly. NCBI's taxonomy places the organism in Eukaryota, Metazoa, Chordata, Actinopteri, Labriformes, Labridae.
GGGAUCCCUCCCGUGACGUGGGGAAAAGUAAACUUUUUUUCUGGUCUCCAGCGGAAUCUGAUCUCGGGUCAACAACUCUUCACACAGUCCGCGUUUGAGCCACCGGAGAGGGUGAUGUGGGUCACUGUCGAUCCCGAACAAUCCGCUUAGACGCGAAACGUGGACGUGUUUUUUCUUCUUUUUGUUCGUGCUGUCGUGGGGACAGAAAGCAGCGCAGACCUGGUCAUGGAAAAGAAGUUAAACCCGGUCUGGUUCGGAGUUUUUCUCUCUGCAACGAUCCUAGUUUGGAGUCCAGUCAGCGGUGAGGCGUUUACUCUCUUUAAAGUAAACCUCAGACUUUAACUUGUGAGCGUCUUUUUCUGUGCAUUUGAACAGAUGUAGGUUUAAAUACUCACCUGAAUUAUUAAAAAAAUUAUAAUAAACUCCAAAAGUUCAUGUAACCUGAUCAAAAUAAGUCAGAAAAUCUGUUGCACAGCAGUGGACGAGUAUCCUACGGCAGCCUGUUUUAAUAGCGGUAAUAAAAUGUGGUUUCCUCGGCUGUGGAGUGGAAUGGUGACAGUAAAAACACUUCAAGUUACCCAUCUAUUCAAGAGGCAUAGUUCAGUCUGACAGUGGAGACAGAGCUUCAGUUAGUGGCCUCAUUUUCAGCUUGUAUUAAAGUACACAAUUAAUCGACUGAAAAACCUGACACGACGAGGCGAUUAAUCGACUUCUCUGUAACAGAAGUGUAACUGAUUAAUCACUGAAGCAGUUUUUAUGUCUGAAACCAAAACUUUUACUUACUCAAAAUCCUUGAAAUUCACGAUUUCUGCAGUUUUAUCAGAAUGUUGUUAUUUUUUAAGCUGCUACCUAAAAGAUACAGGUUAAAAUUUUAAAUCUAAGUACAAAGAUUGGCUUUAAAAAGGAUGUGAUGGAAACUUUUCAUUCUUGUUUCAUACUUUGUGUUGAACAGUUUUGUUAUGGUACACAAAAACUGUCCCGGUUAUUAAGUGUUUUCUUUUUCUUGUUUCUUUGGUAUCAAAUAUUUUAUACAUGCUCUCUCAAACCCAAAUGUUUUAAAAGAUUAUUUAAUUUCAGAGCUUUUAGAGUGAUUAAUUAGUCUAUUUGUGUUUUUUGCAUUCAUUUGCAGCUCACGUUGCAUCAUUUUGUUAAACACAGCCUCAAAUAUCUCUCUGUAAACAGCUCAGCACUCUGGGAGCCAGAUCUACCGCUCCACCAGGACCUCCGAGCCUCUUGUGAUACCAGCCCAUAUUGCCAGAGUUUAUCUGACUCCGGAUCAGCUCAGGCGGCUCCACUUCAAGCCUACCGCAGGCACCAUCCAGCUGUCUGAGGGCCAUGAGGCAAAAUUCAAUUGCUCCAUCGACAUCCCCGACGCCAGGCUGGAGCCCACCAUCGUCUGGGUGAAGAACGGUCUGGACCUGGCUGCAAACAUGCAGGUGGUGAUCAACGAGCUGCAGACCAUCACAGACGGGGUUACGACUCUCCUCUCCACUGUCAAGUAUGUAACACAUGCAGGUGGAGUAAUUCAUGUCAGGUGAAUUAUGCAGAGUUUUAAUGGACUCUCGCUCUGUGUUACAGCAUCAAUCAUGUGCAGAGGGUGGAUGCUGGGGAGUAUCGCUGCAGACUGAGCAUCGGCAACAGACUGGUGGAGUCUCAGCCGAUCACCCUGGAAGUGGAAGGUGAGAUUCAACCGUAGAGUGGAUGGAAAAAGGAUGUAAGAGACUGAAUUUACCCACUGGUGCUCUUUUGAAGCUUCCAGUUUGGCAUGUUACCUGUUGGCAUGUAGUUUUUCUGGAGCAAGAAAGGACCUCUGGACUUAAACACCAAUGCUAGUACAGAUUCUACACAUGAUCCAAUCCUGAAUCGACUCCUUUAGCAUUUCCUAUGUGGAAAAAUUUAGGUGUUUGCAGAGUUUUAUUACCUUCACUGCUCUGCUGAGGCAGGGUAACCUGACACAUUAUUGGGCCUUUAACCCUCCUCCCGUGUUAGGGUCUGCACCGACCCGUUUUUUAUUUAAAUGCUUUAAAGAACCACUUAAAUGAGCUUUUUUGCAUUGAGACUUUUUGACUUUGUCAGGAACCUCUAUUUUAACAAAAUAAAAACAAAAAAAUUAGAUUGACUAAAUUAUAAAAUGCUGUCAUUAAAAUUAUGGCACUUACCAAGUUAGAGUCGCUGUUGACCCAGUUAGAUUAAUAUCUAAUAAUUAGAGCAAAAACUGAAAUCAUAAGUGCGCUGUUAGGCACCAUGCUGACAGUCAGAUCCUCUUCCAAUUAUGUGAGAUUUAGGAAAUUCUCAUUUUGCCAUGAAUUUCCCUGCACAAUAAACAACGUUGGGCAUGUCCAGACAUGUGAGAUCAAUUCAGUGUAGAUGUCUGUAUGAAGGGUAUACUGACAAAGGGAGGCCCAGAGGCCCACUACAAAAACUAUUAUAAGCAUGAUUUUCAUGGAUAAUUAAGCCUAACAAGGUAACCUAGAGAUGAGGACCAAAUUGGAUGAGAGAGAAUUGUUUUUAGUGUAAUUUACAGCUGAUUUAAGACAGGGGUCAAAAUCGACCCUUAACAAGGUGGGUGCCUAGUAAAAGCUAACACAGGAGGCAGGUUAAAGGUCAGCUGAUUGAAGAUACAGCUUCUAAUUGGUCAACAGACCAUAACAAAGAUGGAAGUCUUCCUUAAAUAUAGUCAACCAACAACAGAAAUCACAACAUAUCACUAAAGUUGCACAAGUCAUAAAACCCUUCCUUUAAACAAAGUCGUCAUGGGCAAAGGAACGAACUACAGGACCAAAAGGUUCAUCUGUAAGAAGCUGCAAUAGUUUUUAAUUCUGACAUUAAGUUAAUCAUUUUAAUAUGGGCUUCUAUGGGGAAUGACUCACUUUUGGAAUCAGCCUCAAGUGACCGCAGGAGGAACUGCAUUUUUAGCACCUGUGUGUAACUUCAUUUCUCAGCUUUAAAGAUUCCUCUUUGGAAUGCCUUUAGUGAACUUAAAUGUUUCUUUCAUUGGUUUCCAGGUCUUCCAACUUUUCUCACACAACCUGAGGACAGAAACGUGACGAGAAACGCACCGUUCACGCUCUCUUGUGAGGCGGUAGGACCUCCAGAUCCUGUCCAGAUCCGCUGGCUCCGUGAUGGAUUACCUGACAGUGACUUUCAUAACUCUCCAAGCAGCUACUCUAUCGCAGGUAGGACUCGGGCUUUAAUCGCUUUACAUCUCUGAAGGUUGUCAUUUUUGACACACUAUUUAUGAGUCGGCGCCUGGUAGAGAAACCGAGGAUGUGCUUUGUGGCUUUUCAUGUCUACGUAGGAUUCACACUUGGUUCUUUUAUCAGUCUGAGCUCUGUUAAAGAAUAUUUUCCUCUUGUAAAACGACUUAAUUCAAGAAUGUGGUCUGAAAGUGUGUGUGGUAAAAACUUAAAAGUGCUUUUUGAUCAAGCUUUUCUUGUUAGUUUGUUUUCUCUGUUGUCAAAGAUUUUAUUGUCUACAAAACAUUAACACACAAGCUUCAGCUUAUUAAACCAAUUAACUUGUUUCACUUUGAUUAACUUCCUGCUGCGGCUGAAUGUGGAAACAUUUCCAACUGUCAAAGGUUAAAAAGUGUGCCGUGAGUUAGCAUCACUUCGUUGGUGGUGGUUUCUAUUCUGCCUUGUCCGUGCCGCCUCAGCAUCUGUGCUCUGCUUACUGUGAUGAGAUUUACAACCGUGGUCAGUGAUACCGGGGCCUCCUGCUGCACUUUCUGAAUGGGUUAACAGCGGUCAUUCACGCCUGGUCAGAGCUUUUCGUGACACUGUUUUGCUAGCUCUGUGCUAAAAUGCUAACUAGCUUCUACCUUAUCACUAACAUUAGGAUACAGAGGUGGCAUCAUUUCACACUUAACUGGAGAAAAACAACAAAAAAGUGCUGAUAAGCUGCUUUUGAAUGAGUUGAAGAUAACUUAAACUACAUUUGAAUACAGUGAGUGUGGUUAUUUGCAUUUAUUUUAUCAUGUUUUCUAGUUUUAUUCUAAAUUAAAUGUUGAUUUUAAUGUGAAUUUUUGUGGAGAGAAACCAAAAUAACCAACUCUCAGUGCCUUCUUCCUCUUUUAUGGCCUCCCCCUGAGAGCAAACAUUUAUUAUUAGAUGCCUAACCUUUUUGCUCUGUAUACUCAAACCCUUCAUUUCCAGCUCACCGCAGGCUAAACUCCUGCUGCUGUGGCUGCUGUUUGGUGAUACAGCCCGAAGCAGAGGGGGUUAAAGGUUCAGAGCUGUGCUUUGGUCCAGCAUGUGCAAGGGCCUGAGCAGUGAGGGGAUAGCGGGGGGGCUGCACAGGGAGUCUGUUCGGGGGGUUGGCUUCAGGGACAAAGGCCUCAUUGAAGGGACAGCCCACUCCAUCCAGCAGGGAGGGGCUGCACACAGUGGCUGGCAGGCUGCAGACUCUACCAUGCUCUGUGCAGGACCAAAUAUUGGCACAACAACACAGUAAAGCCCACUUCUCUGCACGUCACCUCAUGCAUACUUUAAGUCUGGAGCCUUUCAUUCCCUCUUUGUAGCACUGAGAGCUUUUAUUUUGUGAUUGGUUUAAGAUUGUUGUUUUAUUUGCAGGGAGUAACUAGCAUGCACUCUCAAAGUGAUGCGGAUGCUUUCUGACCAAAGUUUCAGUCUAAAUUAACCUGACUUCUUUGUUUGAAUGACUCAAUCUUAGCUGCUGAUCUUGUUUUUGGCACCUCAGCUUCGAUAACUCAAAGAAAAUCAAGUGACUUCAUGUGUAAAAAUACAGUCACUCUGCUGAAGCUCGAUCAAGUGUUUUCUUCUCUGGACUAUAUCUGCUGCCAGACUUUAAAAAUGGAAACUCUCAGGCAGCUCAGAGCCAGAGAACUUCCCUCCCUAUAAUUUCUGAUGUUUCCAUUUGAGAGGCCAAACCACCUAUUUUUUCUAUAGUGUUAUUGCUUCAUGUUUUGAUACACUAACCGACUACAGUGAAAGCAGAAUUGCAAGUGCAGGACCUUUUUUCAUUUCUCUAUUAGCAGAAAAUAUGACUAUGGAAGAAUUGAUACCUUUAUUGUGAUUGGAGAUUGAAACACACCCCGAUAUUUCGCUUCUGUGACCUUAGAUUGAUGCUUUACCGCAGACUUUCUGCAGAGGAUCUGUGUAUGAAACUACUCCCACUGAAUAAAUCCACUUCCUUGUUGUUAUAAAUUAGCACAGUAUUUUGGUAACACUCAUUGUUUAGCCACAAUCAUUCCAGAUACAAGCAUAUAUUAUUUGUGUAUGUUAUUAUCAUUAUUACAAGCUAGGGCUGGUGGAUCCUAAAGGGGAGUCAGAGCCUCUGAUGGGGGUUUGCAAGAUGGGUUCUAAAAACUCAAAAAGCUGAAGCUGCAGCAGCUGAAUUUCCUGCACUUGCUCACAAGUAGACUAGCUCAGUCUACCUGUAAGUUUUAAUCGCUCUAAAAAGUGCUCAACAGUGUAGGGCUGGGCGAUAUGGCCUCAAAUCAAUCUCACGAUAUAUUGAGCACUUCAUCUCGAUAACGAUAAAUGAACGAUAACUACUCCACAAGCUGCUCACCCCCUCCACAUUAACUUCAGCCGCUACAACUUUUGAACCGUCCUCCAUCUCCUCACCUAUCACCUUAGCUGAUAUGAUGAAUUUGAAGUGGAUUACGUGAAAGCAGAUAUAUCAUUCAGCAUCACUUUUCAUGCCACUGUAAUACUUUUCAUCCACAAAAAGUUUCCUUCAUCAGAAUUUUUUGUUCCCAGAGUUAUUUUCUCCAAACUGAAGCCACAGAAAUAAGAAAAACUACAGAAAUGUAAAACGUGGCAUGUGCCAAAUAACUGCAGGCUGUCAGGUUUUGGGGAUAGAGUUUGCAUCUUUUUUGUUUUUGACAAAGUUUUUAGCAUUUUUAACCUUUAUUUGUCUGGAAUAAUGUGUUUUGUUAUUCAAGUUCGGUUGAUUUACAACAACUGCAACUUUUUCACCUGCAAAUUUACACUCUACUUCACCCUGCAUCGACCUCGUGCUCAUACAUCUGAGUUCAGCUGUUUAGUGUGUUUCCCAGUCGUGUUUUGAAGUGGUUGAGUAAAUGAAAGAAUACAAACUCUGCUUUUUUCUUGUUGUUCCUUUACGCCGUGUUAAAAUAUUGCAAAAAUAACCGUCUUUAAAACCUCAGUCAAACCUACUUUGUGCCCACUUUGCGUUCCCCUUGUUUGCAGUUUGAGGAGACAUGUGGUGGUUUCAUUUGCACAGCUUGGCUGGAAACGCGCUGAUGUAUUUGCACAUUCCUCUCACUUCUCAAACAUCAGAUUUAUUGCACAGUUUUGAAUCGUAUGCCACAGAGUUCGCUUGAAAUGUUAUUGGCCUAACACGUGAUCACGUCGAUCUGACCCAGACAAAAGCGCUGACGGUUUUGUUUGUGUAAAAAGUUAAGCACUCUUAACUCUGUGCUAGCGAGAAGAGGAAAGUAAACAUAUGAGAUGGAGAACGUAAACAAAACAUCCCAGAGUUUGUUUCCAGUCGUCUCUCACAGGCCGCUCUGUGGUCAGCUUUGUUGAAGGGUUUCCGAGAUAGAGACACUCUGGAAAACAGAGCACAAAAGGGACAUUAUUCAGCAGAUGUCCCAGUUGUAUUGUAGCGGGGCAGAUCUGUGCGUUGAAAGACAGGAAUUGUGUGUCCAGGAAAGAGUCCGAGCUGGGAUUGUUGUCAGAGUGGAUCAGAGUGGAGAGGUUUGAUUUCUGCUCACGGCACUAGGCACUGCUGUGUGAACUUUUCAGGCAUGAUUAAAAAAAACGUGACUCCCCCUUAAAUGUGUAUUUUUAUCUUACUUCACUUUUGUUUUUCCACUGAAGCUGACAUCGCCCUUCUGCCCAGAUUCCUCUUUGUUCAUUCGGUCCAAACACAAACCUGAUGAGAAAAUGUCUGGCUUGUAGUUGAGAUAACUUUUCCCAGAAGUGAUAUAAAACCCUUGAGUCAGGGUCAAUUUAUCAAAACUCUCCUCCUCUUGACCUCGAUGAUUGGUACUUGUGACUGUUUUGAGGCCUAACAUGGUGUUCCUUAAUGUGUCAAUUGCAGGUGUGGACAAGUUCACUCAGUUCAGCUGUGAGGCCUACAACUCCAAGGGUGUCACGACCUCCAGAGAGGCGAAUAUCAACAUUAAAGGUAAAACCUGGUCUUUGGGGGGCUUUAACACAGUCCAGGGGUUUUUCAUGAUGCCUGCUAACCAUACGCUUCAGUAUUACAGAGUUAAUAUGUGUUUUUUAUGGUGGAUUUUAGUGCUCCCGCGUCCUGUAUCUGAUGUCACUGUGACGGGAAGGCAGUCCAAUAAGCUGCUGUUGAGUUGGACUCCUGGACAUGACGGUUUCUCUCCUUUGACUAAAUGCCACAUCAGGGUAAGAGAGCUAACAUGUAACACAAACUGUCAGUGAAACAUUUUGACCUUCUUUUCAGAGUUGCUUCAAAGUCACGCUUUGACUCAGAUUUAUCCCUGCAUGUUUUCCACUCGUUCAAGGUCAGAGAGGUGAGUCGCAGGAAAGGGGAGGUGAAGACCACUCGAUUCGUCAACGCCACCGUGCCUCCAUUCCAGAGCGAGGUCCCCGGGCUGCAGGCGAUGACGUGGUACAACAUGAGCGUUUCCUGCAGCAACGAGGUGGGAGCUUCUCCGGUCACCACGUGGAUCCAGAGCAACACCACAGAGGGAGGUGUGUGAGUAGUGGACGGACCAGGAAACUGUUUUUAAAUUAAAUUAAACGCCACACAAACCAGCAGUAAAAAAAAAAAAAAUAACAUGAAUAUAUAUUAAUGAUAAUGACAAUGUAGAAUAAUAUUAAUAAUGUAAUUGAUUCCCACUUGGCUUAAUUAGGCUGUUACGGCAAGUUAAGAGUCAAAGUACUCAAGCAAGAGGUAAUAAUAAAAAUAAUAAUUAUGCUAACUUUUAAUCAUAAUAAUAAUAAUAAUGAUAAAAAUAAUAACGAAAAUAAAAAAAUAAUAAUGAUAAUAGUAAUAUAGUUAUAAUAGUAGUAGAAGUAAUAAUAAAAAUAAUAAAAAAUUAAAAUUAAAAAUUGAAUUAGAAUUAGAAUUAGAAUUAAAAUAAAUCUUAUUUAAGAAUAAAAUAAAGUUUUUCUUGAUAGUUAUAAUAAUAAUAAUAAUAAUAAUAAUAAUAAAUAUAUAUAUACUUUUGAAAUGAUAAUGAUAAAAAAUAAAAUCAUAUUUGAAAUAACAAUAAAAAUAUGAAUAAUUCAUAUGAGACUUGGUUGAUUUGGGUGUUAUACUGUGGUUUACACUGGAUUUAGAGUAAUAUUACACAGGUAUAUAGAGAAGUGGUUGCACUGUAUUAUGACCCAGUUUCAAAAGAGGAACAAAUUUAAACAGUGAUGACUAAUAACAAGAAAUAAACCAGAAAAAAAAUACAUAAUUUGAUUACCUCAGCCCUUUUUCCUUCAGCUAAAGUCCUCAAACUAAAGCCAAAUUUUGUUUUUGCUUAUUAAGAGUUCAUUACAGGUCAUAUUUCAGUAAGAAAAAAAAAGAUUAAUAGUUUUAGUCUUCAUAAAACAUGAUCUUUUUUCUGGCAGAUAUUUGUUCAUCAGUUAUCACCCAUUUGUGUCCAGAUAUCUUUUAUCUUAUCUCAGAUUCUUUGGAAAUAUAUGAAGUAAUACUGCAGCAGUCAUGUCAAGAUGUAUAGAUAGAUAGUGUAUUAGUUCUUCGCAGGAAUUGACAGUGUUACAGCAGCUACACUCACUGACAUGUCAACAUCAAACAUGAAAACAGGUCAUACAAAGUUCAUGAUAAGUUUCCAUGCGGAUAAAACUUCUCUUACAAAUUUAAAAAGAUCUUCAGUGUUCCCACAUAUAUGAUUGUUGUUUUUGCAAGUAUAACCUUGAUUCUCAGUCCGGAUAUGAAAUAAAAGGAUAAAAAAGUGGAAGAUCCAGAUUCUUGACAUUUUUGUGAUCCAGAAUCCCUGCCAGCUCACACAGGUGUUCCUGGUUGUUAAAGCACAGGAGGCUUUGAGUCUGCAUAUCUUUAAAAACCACCUUGUGUAUUUACUUUAGAGAGAGAUCUUGUUAUGUUCCUGAAGGUUAUACAGAUGUAGUGAUAUAUAAUUAUCCUGUCCACGUUCCCGUCCAAGUGUAAGCCUCAGCAGCAGUAGCAGUUUGUAAUAACAGGAGCUCUAACACAUUGCACAACAACCUGCAAAAAAAUCUCUUAUCCUCUAAAUCUUUGCUGCUUUCCUGAAGGGUCACAUAGGAAAUAGGAGGUUCUCACUAUGAAAACACUGACUUCUUACUGGGUGGAGCUGCAUCCAAUUUCCUUCCUACAUUCACCACAGGGGAUAUUUUAGUUGAAAGAUGUGAUACACCGUGCCAGGAAGUGACCACAUACCAGACUGAAAUCAAAGAUUUCAAUCGAAGAGGCAGCAUCGAGUUUCUCUUUUAUUUUCACGCUCAAUAGCUUGGCUGUUUAUCAGAACUCAUGUGGUUUUCUCUCAUUGUUCUGAGUGACGUUUUGAUUCCUCUAUUUCUGAAAUCCACUUCUAGUGCCGUCAGUGUAUCCCAGAAACGUCACCGUACAUCUGAAUGAGUCAUGGCUGGUGAUCAGUUGGAAACCACCUCCGGAGGAUAAGAUAAACGGCAUCCUGCGAGGUUAUGAUGUCGUCAUCAGACACGGCGCACAAGUGAACAAGGUGAGCAUGAUGGCGUCAGACUGGACUGAACCCUGCUUCUAUUUUUAUCCUCCUUAGUUAAAUAGGUAUGCAAUGUAGAGCCAAAAAAAGAAAGAGGGAUUAGACAGGAGUGUAAAUAGACUUCAAGUAAUAAUGGCUGAUUUCAUUCCUGAGUGAUUUUGCAACACUCAGGAAUACUUUUUCCUCUGAAUGCCUCAGAUUUAAGUCCCCCCUCUGUUGCACAAGUUAAAGCCCAGGUCAGAAACACUCACUCUGCAGAAGCAGGUGCAGACACAGUGACGUCAACAAGUGAAAAUAUUGGUUUUCUAAAGAUGUCUGACACCAAUAUCACUACACAGACUGCUGUUCAGAUAUGCGCACAUGCGAAGUCUCAUUAUAUUUCUAUAAUUGACACUUUACAUCCCCUCCACCAGCUGCACUUUCCUAGGGUUGUAGCUCGAGUUAAAGGCAGCUGCUGUAAUGCUAUAAUUCUCUACUACCUGGAUGUAAACAAGCACAGAUGACGAUGUGACUUACCCCCAAUUUCCACCCCAUGCAGAAUGGCGGCGAAAAGGCCGUCGCCGCCAAUCACCGCUGAUCGUUUCCAUUCAAGUUAAUGUGUCAGUUUCCACUCGUUUCUUUCCGGCCCACUUCGUAGCCGAUCCCCAGGUUUCAAAAUAAAACAUCCGGCUUCCUUUCCAAAUAAAACACUACGUAUUUCAGGCGGAUUGUAUUUCACACCAUGCAAACAUGGGCGGGGACGAACAAGUCAAAGGUUUUCAGAAUUCAUUUCACCCCGUUGACACCAUGGAUGAGGAGAUGCUGAUUCUAGAAGUUUAUAAGUGGAUGUCCUCUUCUGGAAGGACACAAUCUACAGCUAAUAUGGUUAUGUGUCUGUCUUUAUAGAGACAACUCAUUAUCGCGCGAUUGCAUUUGAAUCUGUGGGUUCUUGUGAGUUCUAGUGAUUCCCACUGUUCAAGAUCCGCCACGAAAUUUGCCCCACAAACGUAUCCAGUUGGAAUUGACAGACGGCAGAUCGCAAAGCUGUUUGUAUGUGGUGGAAAUUUGGAGAAAGUGUGUCAUGAUUUUGAUCUAGAAUAUGCUGUUAAGGUUGUUUUGUCCAGUCACACCGGUAUGUGACCGCUCUGUUAGGGAAUUGAGUGACCAGUACAGGCAUGUGGAUGUGGACCACAAAAACCAGAGCAGCUAAAAAGAAACCAGACCAGCUGAUUGGCACAGAAAAGCUUAAAUUUAUACUCUGAGAUGACCUAAAUAGAAAACCUUUUUAAAAGUCUUUCCUGAUGGAGGAUCUCAGGCUCCUUUUUUCAUAUUUUUUUUAUUUAAUUCUGUUUUUAUCAACAUUUUACACAACAUCAUAACUUCUCCAGAGUUGGGGUUGUACGAAGACUUUUCCAUGUUUGUUUGAAGAAUGUUGAUUUGGCAGCAGUCUAUUUUUAGGAGUAUUAUUUUGAGAUUUUCACCUUUGUUAAACAGCUUUGAGAGAGACAGGGCGGCAUGCACUAAAUCCUGUCCAGACCUGGAUUUGAUCCCUCAGGGGGAAAAAGCCUCUUUACUGGACUUCCUGCUCUAAAGCUAGACUGGUACCCCAAGUUUUACCAGCGUCUGUUUGGCUUAAUUAAUGUAAAAUGAAAACUGUAAGUACAGCACGUAUUAAAUGAUAUAAGUGGAGUCAUAAUGUUGUGAGAGGAAGAACUUUUGUUUUUGUGACUUUCUUGUAACAAUGACUGAAGUAUGACAAACACAAAGAGAAUGUGUGCAUACUGGGAAUAUGUGACCCUCCCUUUGUCCUGCAUACUGAAGCAGAGGUCAGCUUCCUUUUAUCUAGAAACAACAGUUUUUCCACUUUCUGUCUACAUGUCAGGGAAAGUGUGACAUGACGAGUGGAUCCGUGUUUAUAAAGAUUCACUCUCUAAGAAGUGUCGCCUUUUAAAGAAACAAUAAGUGAAUAAAUUGAAUGUCUAAUACAUUAUUCCAUGAUGACAGUCGUGCUUCUAUGACUGCCUGUGCUCUUUACCACCACAAUAGUGAGUUUCCGUCCUUCCUGUCGGCGUCGUAGUUGGAGGAAGCUGACGGUGUGAAAACUGGUAUUCAGUGUUUUUCUUUCUUCAGCAUGUGGCCGUGAGUCAUUUCAGGCUGAAUGGAAUAUGAACACGACGGGAUGUGUACGUUAGGUCCAAACAUCCCCAUGCCUGCUGCAGUCUUCGGUGACGUGAUCGCACACAAAGGUUUGGUGACUGCAGCCGUGACUGGAAAUGUGCACAGAGGUGACCCGUGUUACAGUCAGACUCACCUGCACCUGCAGGACUUUACUGCAGAAAUAUGAAUCACCAAAGUAGGGCAACAGUUCAGUGUUUAUCCAUGUGGUGAGGAGAGUGUUUUUGUCUGCGCUGCAGAGCAAUAACUGAGUUAAUUUAGGAGCUAGCCUACCUUAUUGUGAUCGCACACGUCUGAGCUCACAUCUCAACAGCGUCUUGUCAGGACCCUUUUUUCUCUCUUUCUUGGCAAAAUAAAAUCAGCCAGAGAGCACUGCUGGUCUAAAGCUCUAUGUGCACCCCUUUAUACUGAGGUUAAGCCUCAAGCGGGUCAGCCCAAGUUCACUUCCAGUCUGUGGCUCCUUUCUUGCAUAUCACUAACCCCUCUCUCUCUCUCUCUCUCUCUAUCCACUGUCUCCUCCAGAUAAAAGUAAAACAUCCCAAAAACAAAUCUUUAAAAAAGAUUUAGCCCCGGAAAUGUGGUUUUCUUCUCAGGAAUUAAUUUCACAAAAUAUGAGACACUCUCUUUUUUCUGUUACAGCAUUUGAGAUGUCCAUGGAGGAGGAUUGAUGAUGAUUUCAGGUUACAGUAAAGUUCUGAAAACACAUCUCUGUGGUUUCAAACUUUGGUGUCAUCUGAGCGUGUGCGGGUCAUUGAUUGUGUGUUAGUAUGGACUCUGUACCUCCAUCUCCCGUUUUAUGCCUUUGUUUAGAAAGGACAGGACAGUGAAAAGACCUGGAAUUUAGGAGAGAGGGAGUAGGAAGUAACAUGCCACAGGGGGCAAUGCUUGAAACCAAACCUGGGCCAGCUUCUUCAGGACCUAAACCUUUGUACACGGGGCGCAUGCUUAAAAAUCAGGCCAAACUUGUGUCUCAAAUCAUAUAAAUUUUAAAACAUAUGUUAUCAUCUAAAAAGGGAGCGAUUUAACGAUGUUUCAAAGCAGUAAGCAAGUGUUUCUCUUUCUUUCUUGAACAGUGUUAUCACUUUUUAGCAGCUUUUCUUCCUCUUGACAUCGUGAUCAUGCUUUUAAAAGAAAUGGUGCUAAGCUAUUUGGCAAAAAAGUCUUGUUACAAGUCUGGUUAAAUUGAAAAACAAGUGACCUGAAGCAGUUGCACAAGUCUUAGCAAACUGGUUGUAGAUAGUUGAUCUCCUCAGCUCAGGAGAUCAUGGUUGGUAGCAGGAUGUGUGGAAACAGACGACACCAGAAAGAGUUUCACAGUUGCACGGAAACUGCACAGUGCUGAAAUCGGUGGAAGUCUUGGAAAGCCUUCUCCACUCAAAUUUCUGUUUUUACUUGAUGCCGCUGUUGUCUUGCCUUUGGUUUUGUACAGUCUAUGUUGUAGACCCUCCUUAGGACAGAAACUGGGGGAGUUGAGAGACGAAGACUGUCCAUGUUUACAAAUAAGUAAAGAAAACUUGACUGCACAGCUUUGAAAACAAAGGAUUUUCAGUUUCGUCCUGUAUGUGAUGCGGUCUUUGCUAUUAGGAGUUUGCAAUGUGAUAAUAUGUCACAAGGUGUUGAUGUUUAUGUGCAAAUUCACACAUGGAUGUGUUGUGUGGUUGAAGGUUUUCCACGCAGCUCGUUUUUAAAGUUAGAACAGACUGAAGUGUUUUCGUAGUCUGAGGUUUAUUCCCCAAAUUUGUCAUGGAUUUGUUGUCGUCUGUCCUCUAAACCACAUGUUGCCCGCUGUUUGGGGCCACAGACGUGAGAGUCUGUGAAUCAUGGGUUCAGCUGUCAGCACUUUGGCGGAGCAGAGGAACCCCAGAUGCUACGGCCCGGUGUUGUGAAACAGCGGACUGCGUCUGUCACAUGUUCCCUUCAUUUGUAGCACGAGCUCAUCCAGGAAAUUAGGCUCCUUCCCUUUUUUUUAGCAGGAGUUUCAUUAUGUACAAUAAUCUCAUGUUUACAGUUCCCUUGUAUUUUUCCAAAGAGGGUUAAUAACGUACAAGAAAACUGCUUCAAGGGACUUUUUAAUCCAAGCGCAUGAAGUGGAAACGAGUAAAAAGGAGAAAGAGAGAAGGGAGUGAAGAACCGUGGAGCUGGAUUUCAGAUGUUGCAGAAAUGUACGAGGUGUUCCAGCACUGUUAGAAAUCUUAUCCCUUUUUAAGAACGUGAUCGGUGUUUUGGUACAGUGUGCACAUUAAAGACACAGCUUUUAGAUGAGUCAGCGUUUCAACAAGAAUGUGGGAGUGACACAUUUUUUACAGUCUUCAGGGUUAGGUGACAAACUUAACGCAUCAUGAACUUUUUUACUUUGGGAGUUAUUUGUUUUCAGGAAAAGUCUCAGUUAUUUUUCCUCGUCAGUCAUUGUCUGUGUUCAGAGAUUUCUCCUCUAGAGAUUUGAAAUCAUUAUUAACUAUUUCAGAUGCCCACUUCAUCAGUCUUUAUUCAUAUGCUCCAAUUCAGUGUUUUAACUGCUUGUACGAAAGUUGUGCAUAAAUGUUUAUCAGACUUUUUUCCACACCUUAUGUUUGGUUUUUGUUACCGAGACAAAACGAUGGCACAAAAAUGUUUAAGAUGCACUGAUGGACAUUUAAAAUCUGUAUUUUUUUCCCACUGACUAGUUUGUGAUUCAGAAACUAAGCCAUUCAUUUCUGCAGGAAGCAGAGUUAUUAUCAUUUGCAACAAUUGCAUUCUCAUUUUCAUUCAUAAACUUUUCCUAAUGCGUGUCAGUGACACAGACACGUUACGUUUGUUAUUUCUGUGAACAGCUUUGUUUCAAAACAUCCAUUUACCCUCUCCUAGUCUGGAGUCAUGUUUGGAGGCGUUUCGUAAGAAUGACUUGCACUAAAUUAUUGCAGAAGAAGGUGAACUGAGUGAACUGUCCAGGGGCGUCACUUGGACUUUGGGACAUUGGGGGCUGAGCCCAGACUCCCCACCCCCAUGAACAGAAGUUAAAUAAAAUGACAAAAAGCAACAGAACAAUUCUUGACCUGAAUUAAAGAUCAUUUCUCUAUAUAACCUCAGUAGAUCAGCAGCAUUGCAUUGUGGGACAGUUUGGACUAAAUCAUUCAACUAAGACUUCCGAUAUUACACAAGUUCAAGUGUUAAAAAAGGGAAAUAUGCAGAUUUGAACAACCUAAUACUGAUCAAAAAAAGGUUGAAUCACUUUUGAGACGGAAAAAAGUUUUGACUAAAAUUAAUGAGUUUUUACUUGAUGAGACUAAAACUAUGAGGGACUGAAAAAAAAAAGCAGUUUUCUGUCAAAAGACUGAAUCCAAAAUGAACACUGCUAGUUUAAGUAAAAGGAGUAAUCAUGAGAAGUAACAUCACAAGCUGGACCUUUAAAACCUCAUUGAAUGGACGUAAAAGUGGAAGAGUUUCUUUUUUUAUGGCAAAGGUGGCUCACUCUCUUAAACAUACUGAAUAAGGUUUUUAUUGGAAAAGGUAGAAAUGGAUAAACUUGUCUUCUUGUCACCUCUGGACAUAAAAAAGGACAUUAACCCAAUAAAAUAUUUUAAAGAGACACUUUUAAAACUCUUUUACUGAAGCCUUUGACCGAGUUCAUGAAGUUUCUCACGGAGAUAAUGAUUAACCUUCAGGUGUCUUUUAAAGGAAAUCUUAUCAUGACUCUACACUUGACACACUUUAAUGAUAUCUGCUGCUGUGUUUCAGAUCCACAGUAACACCACCACGCUGUACGAAGCCGUGCAGGAAUUCAACGUGACCUACAGUGUGGAGGUGGCGGCGUGCACGCAGGCAGGGAGCGGCAUGGUCAGCCCACGAGCCUGGAUCUUUGUGCCAGGGGACAGUAAGCUGCUCUAUUGACUUAUCUCACCAUCUGGAAACUUUAACUAUUGGAAAGCAUAGUUUAUCUGAUGCACUGAGCUGGUAACAUCACCAUCUUAUAAAUAGAUGCGAAACCUUGUGGGGUUUCAAUCUGGAUUUUAAAUCUUCAUUUGGGACAAAGUUCUCAUGAGACAUCAAGUUAUUUUGUCCAGAUUGAAAUGUCAUCAUCUGUAGGAUUUUGGACAGACAUUCAUUGUCCUGAGAGGAUAGAUCCUUGUGACUUCUAUUAACUGUUUGUUCAUAUUCUUGAGGUAAAAUCAACAGGUACAGAGAGACCCUGACACAAGUUUAGACAUUACAUACUUGUUUAUUCAGACUUUCUUUCUCUCGUCUCAGAAUCAGCGGUAACCCCAUCGUCCACCCCUGACACAGGGGUUCCAGACUCCGUCUAUGUGGUUCUGGGUGUGGUCUGCGGCUUCUGCCUGCUGCUGCUGAUCCUCUGGGGGGCUAUCUGUGUACACAACAGGACUUCUGACUCUUGGUUCGGGUAUGCGAACUAUCUUAUCUGUUACUGUCUUUGCAAACACACUGUUGAUUUAAUUACCAAACUCGCUCCGACUUUCAAUAACUGUCUUUGACCUGUUUUUCUGUGAACUUCCUCUUUAAUCUGAUUUUUUAAACUGGUUACAGGAAGACUGAGCUUUUGUAGCUUCUUUCUGAAUGCGCUAGAAAACACUCAGAACUUUGGGGAGUCAGUCUCUGCAAAUUUAAUCGUUUCUAGUGGCUUUUAAAACUGCAGGAAGCCUCUUCAUUAUGCUCUGAGCCCACUGAGCCUUUGAUAUCUUUUAGACGUCUUGUCUUAGUUUAGACAGAAAUUUGCUCAUCUAUAAUCGGUUUAUAUUUUAGCUCCAAUCUAGAUGAUGGAGUUUAAUCCAUUAAUUAUUAAAUAAUAAAUAAAAACCAACUGUAACGAUGGCCAAAUGUUGGAUUAAAACAUUUUUAACAGUCAUUGAUCAAUGCACUGUGUAGUUUAGUCUCUUAGACGGCUCGACUAAGCUUACCAGAUGAUGGCUAAAAAAACUAAUUUUUAGACCAGUGUUAGAUCGAUUUUAACCCAUGUCUAAGGACCAUUAGACGUCUUUUAAACGUCUUUUGGACUGAAAAAUGCUCGGUGGGAAGCACUGCCGCUUGUGCUGAUAGAUUUACUCUCAUAGGUCCAGAAAGAUAAGAUACUGUGAAAUAAAACUAUUUUAACAUAUUUUGUCUCUGUUUUUAAAAAGUGCUGUUCAAUAUGCUGCAGUUCAAUUAUUCUGCUUUGUUCACACAGUACUUUGACUUCAGUGUAAAUUAUAUCCAAGCAUCUGCACUUUCAUCCACCUGUUCAUCAGUGUGUUUCUCCAGACUCCUGAUUUAACCUCAUUGCAAUUAUUUAUUUGGCUUUUCCUUUCCCAGAUAUCACACUGGCUCACUCUUAGUGUCAGGUUAUUUAUGUCCUUCUUAUGUGAAUCAUUUCAUUUUACAUGAUUUACGUGAUAAACUGUCCGACAGAUUUAAAGCUGCAGUUAUUUUUGCGCCGAUACCUGGAAGUAUUGUGUAACCUUUUCCUAUUGUAAAGCUCGAAAACUUCCUGGCCCUGUUAAUAAACUGCCUUUGCUUCCUCUUAAUCACUACUGCCUGCACCUGAGAGCAGUUAAUAACCGUGCAGCUGGAGCGACGCACAACAACCAGCUGUGACUCAGCGCUGCCGAUCAGGACACGGACGGGAAUGUGUCACAGGCUGCAGCUCUGAUAGGAAAACAGACUCGGAGAGCUUCCUCAGACCGCCCCUUCAGCUCCGUCCUGGCUCCUGAGUCUGUUUGUGAUCAGAAAGCUCUGAUGAUCAUACACUCAUGCUUUAUGCUUUCUUAUUAUCUGUCUCCCUCUGCAGGCGGAUGUUUGGAGGUGAAGAAAAGCUGCAGCCUAUUGUGCAGUACCAGAGAUCCUACAACCGCUCAGUUAUAGGAGUCACACGUACGUUCUUCUCCUUCAAAAAUCCUCAUACACAGGCACAUAUAGACCUGACAUUUCAGUGGGAAAAACCACACCAGCUACAGGAUGAAUCAGGAUUUCACUGGAAUACUGUUUCUGACUUGACCUUGAAUUCUUGGGAAGUUUAUUUAGGAUCUGCCUCAGCUGCUGGACUCAAUAAAAAACUUUAUAGAUGGGAAAAAAAGAUGGUUGGAGGGAGAAGUGCAGAAAACUGGAAGAGGAGGAAAGAGUCCUGGUUACUGCUUGCAAAUUAACUCAAUUGCAUUGGGGUUAGACAUCCAGUGCUUGCAGAUUAACAUAAUGCAAGUUCUGUUCAAUUAAAAAAGUGCAGCUUUGCAUCAAUGCAUGAAGAAUUUAAUAGAAAUUUUUGCAUAUUUUGUUAUUUAAUAAUUGAAGUCAUCAUAUGUCUUCUCCUCUUCAGUGUUUUUCUGUUUUUCACUUUUUCCUCCACAUUUUAACAGAAAUAUCUUUUCAAAUUCACCUUUAAGUUUUAAAUUUUUUGAAAUCUUGAUUUUGCAUCAUUGUGAGCCUCUUUCUCUGUAUUAAACCACUUUUAAAUGACUGUUUAGGGUUUUUUUGCCUGUAUUUAAAGGAGACAUUAGUAGAGAGAGAAAGGAAACUGAGGGGCAAGAAUGGGGGAUGAGAUUUGAACCUAAUCCAAACCGGUGCUUCCAUUAACCUGAUGUUUGGUUUAUCCAUCUAACUGGUGUGCAAAGUUAAUGUGCAGUAUUUGCAAUUUAACUUCAAAUAAGUAAGAUUUAAAGCUCCUGUAGGGGAACUUUCUGUCUGUUUAAGUUUUGGUGCUAGCUCUUAACAAAAUGAAAUGUCUGACCUCUUUGCAGAUCAUGUCCUGCACAUGCGCAAAAAGUGUUUCAUGAUGAAAAAUCUUGAACUUUUUUCUUUUAAUGAUAAAAUUUGUUGCUUUUUUGUUUAUUUACUUUAGAAAAUGUAGAAACAGUCAGUUUCCUGACCUGUUAAAAACUCCCUCACUGUAGCUUUAAGUAUAAACUGUCUGCAGGGGUAGUUUUCCCUAACACACAGUGUCUCGUUCUGCAGUGGGAAACCUCGGCAUCAGCGAUGAACUCCAGGCCAAACUUCAGGACGUGAUGGUUUUGAGGAGCUUGCUCUCCAUCGGGAAAAUCCUCGGAGAGGGUGAGUCACUGUUUCAAUUUUUGGAAAAACUACGUGUGGAUUAAAAGUCUGGAGUAUUUAUGAUUCAGUUCUUCUCAAUCAGGUGAAUUUGGCUCUGUGGUGGAGGGACAUUUAAGACAAAUGGACGGGACAUCAGAAAGAGUGGCUGUGAAGACGAUGAAAUGUGAGCCUCUUAUUUCUACAAACCUUUAUCUAGAGAACAUCAAACAGGUGAAAACAGCAGGUAACCUCCCUCUGUUUUCUUCAUAUCAGUGGAUAGUUUCUCCCAGAAGGAGAUUGAGGAGUUCCUGAACGAGGCGGCCUGCAUGAAGGAUUUUAACCAUCCAAAUGUCAUCAGACUCCUGGGUGAGUCUGAUAUGAUUAGUCAGUAAUAAUUGCACCCCUUCCCCACUUUAAUUUGCACCUCUUUAACAUUAUUAAUGCGCCCUUCUUCACCCCCUUCAGGUGUGUGUUUGGAGGUCGGCCCUGGAAAUUUUCCCAAGCCCAUGGUCAUCCUGCCAUUCAUGAAAUACGGAGACCUGCAUAGUUUCCUGCUACGCUCACGCCUGGGAGAGAGUCCGGUGGUGAGAUUCAAUAAACAAAGAUCGAUGUUAUAUAAUAAAACAUAAAUGUUAGGAAUGUUAUAAAUGUUAUUGUGUGGUUUCUUUGCACAGUUCUUGCCCACUCAGACCCUUCUGAAGUUCAUGGUCGACAUCGCUUUUGGGAUGGAGUAUCUCAGCGGGCGUAACUUUCUGCAUCGAGAUCUGGCGGCUCGCAACUGCAUGUAGGUCAAAACUUAAAAAUUUAUUGUAAUAACUGUGUUUUUAUUUCUGUCUAUUUUCCUGAAUCAGCUGACUUUCAAUACAGCAAAUCAAAAGUCUAACAGCUAUUGUCCUGUUUUUGUCUGUGUUGUCCUGCAGGCUGCGCGACGACAUGACAGUGUGUGUGGCAGAUUUUGGGUUAUCGAAGAAGAUCUACAGCGGAGAUUAUUACAGGCAGGGCCGGAUCGCCAAAAUGCCGGUGAAGUGGAUCGCAGUGGAGAGUUUGGCAGACAGAGUUUUUACAGUAAAGAGCGACGUGGUGAGUCCCUGUGUGUGUGUGUCACCGCUGUAUGCCGUCAGUAAAAGAAGAACUGAGCCCUCGAUUAGCCGACUCAUGAUUUUGAGAAAUGUUUGUCUGGGAUCCACACAGCACAGUCAGCUGAGUUUACGCUGAUCUAAUAACUCAACGUUCCUCCUCAGGGUGUGGUAAAGAGCAGCUAUCAGAGUUUUGUUUUCUUUUGCAAAUUUUCCAUCCUUGUGCAAGUUUAGUGCUGACAGGAAGAGAACAACGAGGAUGUAGAUCCAGUUUCUGCUCUUUUGGACACUUUGGCUUUUCUGCACUUACAUAAUUAUAAAGUUUGGAGGGAAAAGGAUGUAUAGAUUAACAGUCAUACAUUUAAAAUCCUAAUACUGUCACUCUGUGUUUUGCAGUGGGCAUUUGGGGUCACCAUGUGGGAGAUUGCAACAAGAGGCAUGACGCCGUACCCCGGUAUCCAGAACCAUGAGAUUUAUGACUACCUGCUGGAGGGACACAGACUGAAGCAGCCGACAGACUGUUUGGAUGAGCUGUGAGUGUCUCGUCUAUUUAUUCAAAUGUUAAAAAAAGUCAUGUUUUUGGUAUGAGAAAGAGCGGUUGUUGAUUCAAACAUUAAAGUUGUUUUGUAGUUUUAACUCAGUUGGAAAACAGCUCCAGAUUUCUCUCAUAACAGAGAAAACUGAGAGUUCAGACGAUGUUUUGCACCUUGUAAUGUCGACUCCACUAUCAUUCAGCUGUCUGGUAACAAAUUCACAAAACAGUGAAGAAGACAGACCGUGCAAACACCUAAAAGUAAAUUAAAAUACCUUGGUGAGCAAAACUUCUAAAACUAAACUACUAAGGAUCCUGUAAGACUCAACGACAGUGCCAUCUCAUUGGUUUGUUGUUUUAUUUUCUGGUUUUAUUCUGAUAUGAUUGGUUUUAGAAAUUAAAGUGCUGAUGGUAGAUAAAAAUCUACACUUUUAAAAAGGUAUAGCACUUUAAAAAGUACCAAGCCUCUUAAAUUCAGCCUCUUUAACCUUCAAUAAAACAUCCGCACAUGAGGCCGAUCAUCUGUUUGGAUCUUGUACGGACUGCGUCUAAAGCCUUUUAAGUCAAAGUAGUCGGCUGAAUCCUGAGAUGAUGGGGACUUUGCAGCUGUCUCAGGAUCUUCGCUCGUUUGUCUUGUGAUCGUGACGUUGAAACAGACUGUUUCCAGUCCAGAUUAUUUCAAAACCCAAGGAAUUGAAGGGAUAUUCCGGGCGUAAAAUUAAGUUAGGGUCAAACACACUGUAACACUGAGUCAGACAACCCCCCGAGAGAUUAUCAACUUUAGUAACGACUGCAGAUAGCAGGAAUUUGCUCCCAUUGUAUAUGAAUCUGGAUUUAUUUGUGUCUUUUAUUUUCCCCGCUCUAGGUAUGAAAUCAUGUACUGCUGCUGGAGGGCUGACCCCGUAGACAGACCCGCCUUUACACAACUGCGGGAAAUGUUAGAAAAGCUCACCGAAAAGCUCCCGGAGACUUCCAGCAAAGAAGAUAUCAUCUAUAUUAAUACCAGCUUCCCCGAGGAGGACCCUGAAGGAGAAACUCUUCCUGCUGAGCACCCUUUGUUUAGCUCGUCGCCCCCCUGUAGCCACCAGAUAGCAGAAAACUCAGUCGUCACUGCGGACAUUCACGGGAGUCUGGAGGAAGAGGAGGAGGAGGAGGAUGAUCGUUAUGUGGUGGUGAUUUCCUCGGACCCCUCUCUGAGACCUCCCGCAGCGAACACUCCUCUUUUAACAAGUCGUACAAACGGGGACGCGGUUACUGAAGCAGGACUGGGUGAUCACAGCUCCAGUGACACCUCCCACCUGCUGUAAAGACCUGAACUGUCCUGAAAAUGAAAUGCCUCAUUGCACUGGGAGCACCUUUUGUUGUACCUGCAGUUAAUGCGUUACAUGGCCAGCCUACAUGUCAGUGUUAGGAGUUAUUUCUCCGUGUGUGUCUACUUCAAACAUGCUCACGCACAUGUUUCAUAAGCUUAAGAUAAACUGAACUGUGAACUUGUUUACUGUACUGGAAUGUUGUGUUGCAUUGUAAAUAUAGAAAUGUACAGAACAUUUUUAAAGUGAUUUUAUUUACUGUAAAAAUAAAUGAUUCCUGUAUUUCUCCAUUAAAA